CUCCUCUCUCCGUGCUCCCUGUCGGUGUAUCAGUGCGUGUGAAGUGUGGGGAUAACAGACGCUCAUGUGAGCAGCCUCRGCGGCAGCAGCUCUGACUGGUGAGGAAGAGGAGCGAGGACAGGAGAGGAGAGGCGGGGAUAACGGAGCCACCACCACCAUCAUUCUGAUCGGAUUCACACCAGACAUGUGAGAAGAUGUCCGUGGGCGGCUGCGCGUGUCCCGGCUGUUCCUCCAAAUCCUUCAAGCUGUACUCCCCCAAGGAGCCCCCCAACGGUAGCACUUUCCCCCCUUUCCACCCCGGCACCAUGCUGGACAGAGACGUGGGUCCCACUCCGAUGUACCCACCCUCAUAUCUGGACCAAGGAAUAGGGAGGCACACGCCAUAUGGCAACCAGACAGACUACAGAAUAUUUGAGCUCAACAAACGGCUACAGAGUUGGACGGAGGAGUGUGACAACAUCUGGUGGGAUGCAUUUACUACAGAGUUCUUCGAAGACGAUGCUAUGUUGACCAUUACGUUCUGUCUGGAAGAUGGACCCAAACGUUACACAAUUGGCCGAACGCUAAUCCCGAGGUACUUCCGGAGUAUAUUUGAGGGCGGUGCCACUGAGCUCUACUAUGUGCUGAAACAUCCCAAGGAAUCUUUUCACAACAAUUUUGUCUCCCUUGACUGUGAUCAGUGCACCAUGGUCACCCAAAAUGGAAAGCCAAUGUUCACACAGGUGUGUGUAGAAGGACGUUUGUACUUGGAGUUCAUGUUUGACGACAUGAUGCGGAUAAAGACGUGGCACUUCAGCAUCAGACAACACCGUGAGCUCAUCCCGCGCAGUAUACUGGCCAUGCACGCCCAAGACCCACAGAUGCUGGACCAGCUGUCCAAAAACAUAACAAGAUGUGGCCUGUCAAACUCCACCCUCAACUACCUCCGACUGUGUGUUAUUCUGGAGCCCAUGCAGGAGCUGAUGUCCAGGCACAAAACAUACAGCCUCAGCCCCAGAGACUGCCUCAAGACCUGCCUCUUCCAGAAAUGGCAGAGGAUGGUGGCACCGCCUGCCGAGCCAUCGAGACAGGCCCCCAACAAAAGGCGGAAGCGAAAGCCGUCAGGUGGCAGCACCAUCAGCGGAGGAGGAGGUGCUAACAAUACCAGCAACAACAAAAAGAAGAGCCCUGGUAGUGGCUUCCCUCUGUCCAGCCAAGUUCCAGAUGUGAUGGUGGUGGGAGAGCCCACUCUGAUGGGCGGGGAGUUCGGCGACGAGGACGAGCGCCUGAUCACGCGGCUGGAGAACACACAGUUCGACGCGGCCAACGGCAUCGACGACGAGGACAGCUUCAACAACUCUCCGGCUCUGGGCUCCAACUCACCCUGGAACAACAAGGCCCCCUCCAGCCAAGAGAGCAAGAGCGACAACCCCACCUCACAGGCAUCACAGUAGAACGCAGAGCCCCCGAAACCUCUACACAACCCCCCCUCUCUGUCAUCCCUCUGCUCCCCCCGCCCUACCUCUAUAGCCAUGACUGCAGCCCAAUCAGUCCACAGUCUGCUCUCCAAGCCAAACACUGCUGUAGCACUCAGAGUCACUCACAGGUAGCGAGAAGGAGCUCGGUUCAGCCUCCAACUGAGCUUUUCUUUCCCCAGUGCUCCCAACAUUUAGGCACAACCUCCCAUUACUGUUUCAGUUUUUUCAACUGGUACACAAAAUGACCCAUCUGCUGUUGCUUUUUUUUUUCCUUGGAUGGCAGUUGGGUUGACAUGACUGAAAAAGUAGCAGGAUUUUAUUCUACAGCGGAACUAAGUACACUAACCUAWCCUAACCGAAGGGAGGCGACACGGAGCAGGUGGGGUGGAGGGGAUGUUGGCAGCAGGGGGGCUUCAAGCUGGCGGCGAGCUGCUCGGGGACCACCGGUCCACCCGCCGUGGGAAACAUGGCUCUCGAUUGUGGUCUGCUCUGCUGAGGCACGAGUCACUCCUGAUGUCCGUUCAUAGAGUAUAUGUGUGCAUGCGAGUGCGUGUGAGAAGAAGCGAGAGCCGAACUGUGGCUUUGCUGAAGCAGACGGAUCAGAAUUUAGCGUCAGUCUGUAAAACCAUUGAAAUUAACACACCAGUACGAAGGCUGUUAUGUGGGGCUAGGGCAAAGACACGCACACACACACACAAAUACACAAAAACUAACGUUACGAUUGAAGGAUUUUGAGUGCCCUAGUGCCCAAGCGAUCUCUUGAUUAGACUACAGUGAAUGCAGUCUUUCAAAUGGAAAUCAUUUGCARCACACACAGACAUGCACACAUACAGUUACACAUUUUAAGAGUUUUUAUACAGUAUAUAUAUUUCCCUAGAAUGUUUUUUAAUUUGUAUUAAAACGCCUUCAUUUCAAUUGUUUUUUUAAUUUUAUUUUCUACCAAUACUAAAAAGCUACAGACCAAGGAGCAACGCAGGACUUUUAUCCUUCCCCCUCUAAAAUAUAUUGUUUUUAUCUUUUCUGUUUAUAAAAGAAUAAUAAUUUAGUGUGGAUGUUUUUAUUUUGUCUUUGUUUCUUUUAUUUUCUUUAUUUUUUUUGAGAAUUUUUGUGUAUUUGUGCUUGUAUAUUUAAGGUAGUAGCAAAGUUCUGUCUGACUGUAAUAAAAUGUAUUCUUAGAUUUACCUAAAGCCAUUCUGAUCUAAUGUAAAGAAACAAAAAUAGGAAAAAGGAGAAAAAACACUCAUGAACCCGCCCCCUCUUCCCUCUCCCACCUGCUGUUUUUCCCUCUUUUUUUAAAAACUUGUGUAAAUUAAAUUUUAAAAAAAAAUCCCCGGGGGUACAAUUACACCAUAGAGAUAUGAUUUUACUAUUUUCUUCUCUUUUUUUAAUUUAUUUUAGAAAUUUCAGGAAUUCACAUUUUUCACAUUUUACAGGAAGUAAUUUUUCACAAAAUCACAAUUUUCUGUAUAUUCAUCUUGUCAAGUGAAUGAUCAAUGAAUUUAAGUUACUCUGUAACAUUUACGCUUCAUCACUGUUGUUUAAUUUUUUGUUAAGUUUUGUCAUAAUAUUUUUUAAUCAUAUGAUCAUUACCAUAAGAGUCACGCAGCAGCUUCACAUUGUGUUCAGUCUGCAUAUUUGGUUGCAGUGUCGAAUCUGUAAAGUCUACUAGAAAACUGCUGAAGUUAUUUUAUUGGUUUGUACAUUUUUAUUUUGUUGGAGUUGAUUCUGGCAACAUUUAUGAUUGCGUUUGAAUGGUGACUUGUACCUUCUCCGAACCCUGUAGAGAAAUCAUUGUUUGAUAUAUAUAUUUUUUUGAUUUGGUUAGUUUUUGCCCUUAAUUAAUGUAUGGUACCAAUAAAAAGAUACAUUUUCACUUAAAAAA
Molecule: messenger RNA, 3339 nt
Organism: Austrofundulus limnaeus
Lineage: Eukaryota; Metazoa; Chordata; Actinopteri; Cyprinodontiformes; Rivulidae
Product: LIM domain-binding protein 1
Source: RefSeq, a predicted model, not a curated record